UGAUUGCAAAGAACUGCCCCUUUUCGCGAUAUACCUACACACUGGUUAACUUCCCAUGUGCGGACCUGCACUCCGACGGCGCGCUAGUAGUGGACGUUAACAAUCCGGGGUGUAUCGUCUACCCUUAUUCAUACUACGGAUCCAUGACCAUCAAAGACAGCGACAGCGGUGAACAGCUGGGGGUCUAUUAUAUAGCGAUGCACAUGUUUGGCCUGGCAUACUGCGUGACGCCAUGAUUCAGCAGAAUUAUCGCAAGGCUAUUUACAAAGACAACGUUGGAAAAUGGAGAAGAACGACGUUAGCGGGCCAGCUCUUUGCCAAGAGCCAGAUUACGCACACUAUGUGCUGGCUGAUAGUGUCCCUGCAACGCCCAGUUUAAGAAGUUUACCAGAUCAGCCUUGUAGUACGAAGCGGCGGAGUCUUAUGAACGUCAUUCUUCUGGGGUUUGGUUUUAUGCUUAAUAUGGGAUCCAUACUGACCGCUGGAAUGGCGCAGACCGUGGUGUUGCACAGUGUGUUUGACGAUGCAACCUUGGGAUACCUUUGUUUGGCUGUAAACUGCGGGUCUCAGGCCAUCGCCUAUUUGGUUGGUCCCUCUUUUUGCUUUUUCAUGGGACCAAAAUUUGCUUUGGUGCUGGGAUCCAAUAGAUUCUGGAGCGCUACUGCAGUGUGCACAGAUAUUGCCGUCAUCGCCAACAUUGCCGGUUUAAUAAAACCGGUGUACUGGGUGAUUUUUGUGUGUGCUGCCAUUUCUGGUUUCGGCGUUGGUAUCGUCUGGGCCGUUCAAGGAUACUUCUUAACAAGCCAUUCUACGCCAAAUUAA
Molecule: messenger RNA, 822 nt
Organism: Paramacrobiotus metropolitanus
Lineage: Eukaryota; Metazoa; Tardigrada; Eutardigrada; Parachela; Macrobiotidae
Product: UNC93-like protein MFSD11
Exons: 9
Coding region: 283-822 (179 amino acids)
Source: RefSeq, a predicted model, not a curated record